GUCAUAUAUUUUGACGACGACCGCACGACGUGCUUUAAGUGUGGGGGAAGAACAAAAUGGACUCGCUUGCUUCGCAGUCCUCUGUUAAGUUGGUCGUAAAGACACCAAAUCAACGCGUAAAAGAUAUAGAAGUGAGUUGCCUUUUAGAUUGGACUGUGGCAAGGCUAAAAAAUCAUUUAUCAACCGUCUACCCUACUAAACCGGCUCGAAGCAGUCAAAAAAUCAUCUAUUCCGGCAAACUACUUGAUGACCAUUUCGUGUUAAAGGAUGUUCUAAAAGAGAAUGAAGGACAACAUCAGACUGUGCAUCUUGUUUGCACACCAUCCAGUACUGAUGUUUCAACUAUGAAAAGGACUGCUUCAGUUUCUUCUUCGACUGCUUCAGUUUCUUCUUCGACUGCUUCAACUUCCAACACUCCAACCGGGUCCACGCCAUCUUCAUCUUCAACUGUAACGUCAAAUGCACAAAGUGAAACUGAUGGCUUGAGGCAUCGAGGAAAUCCUAUGGCACAAAAUCCGUAUUACAACAUGUCAUUUGGACAUCCAUUCCAUUCAUCUCUUACUGGUCAACCAAAUAUGAAUCUCAACACUGCUGGCUAUCCUCCCCCCGACAUGACAACUUCCUAUGCACAAUAUUUUGGUUUUAAUCACGUGAACUAUAUUGCUGCGCAACACAUGGCGCAAAUUCAGUGGAUGCAACAUAUGACACAGUUGAUGCAAGGAAAUAUGACCAAUAACAUGUAUGGAUAUUUUGUGCCACCAAACCUCCUCAACCAACAACAGAAUUUGAAUGAACCACCAACAAAUUUACAACCACCACCUGCAGUUCCUUUUGUACAACCAUCAGCCGCAGUUCCUCCUGUGCAACCACCAGCCGCAGCACCACCAGUACAGCAACAAGCUGUGCCAGUGCCUCCAGUACAACCAGCCCAAGAAAGGCAACAGAAUGCACCAGCUGAAAAUCAAAACAGGGUAAUGGAUGCUAACCCAGGUGGGGGAAUGGCGCAAGGCGAUGACGAUGAAGAAAAUGCACAACGUGAUUGGCUGGAUGUUGUUUAUAUGAUCGUCCGCGUAGGCAUGUUAAUGAGUAUAUUCUGGUUCUACUCCUCCUUCGAGAGGAUUGUUGCUCUGGGAUUGGUCUUUUUCCUAAUAUGGUUGAUUCAGUCUGGUUUGUUGAACUUAAAUCGGGCGCCAAGGAAUAGACAAGAAAUCCCAGUGAAUGCUGAUGAGCAGGAUGAAGUCGAUGGGGAAAGGCCUGGAGACGAAGCGGGCACUGAGGAAGGCGAGGUGGUAGAAGGGGACAGCGAAAGUGAAUCCGAAACGGGAGGCCAGGAUCUGACGAACACGAACAAUGACAAUAACGGUCCCGGCUUUUUUGUAGUUGUGUUUAAUUUUGUCGUGACGUUUUUUACGUCACUCGUACCGCAACAGCCGAGGCCCAUCGCUCAGCCUUAGAACUUCAAAAAAUAAGACAAAUACCCUCAUAUAUGUACAAAGAUGCAAAUGAAAUGUAGUAGCGCAUGUUGGGUUUACUUAGCCAUCAAAUUAUCACGUGACCAAAAUGAAGUAGUAUAUCUUAGGUUUACUUAGCCAUCAAAUUAUCACGUGACCAAAAUGAAGUAGUACAUGUUAGGUUUUUUAGCGAGCAAAUUAUCACGUGACCAAAAUGAAAAUUUGAUCGGCAAUACCAUAGUCAUUCAAAUAAGAUAUAAUUAUCUAUAACUAUAGUUGUAAUUGAGUGCUUUUCUUGGCUGGUGAUGUGAUAGUAUGCCAUGAUUGGAUGAACUUUGUAGUUUGACAUCGUUGGCAGUUGAAAUUGAUGUAAAAUAGAUGGAUUUCCUCGUGAACGUGGAUAUUGGAAGGAUUACAGUUAAGCGGACAACUUGUUUCGAUGACCUGUGAUUAUUUCAUCGUGUGUUUAGGUAAAAUAAAUUACCACAGACUUAGGAAAUUCAUUCAGGGGUGUAUCCAUAUAUAGGUAAAAUAAAUUACCACAGCCCACCGAUUGUUUAAAUUACAUUCUCUGGAAAUUCAUUCAGGGCGUAUCCAUAUAUAGUUAAAAUAAAUUACCACAGCCCAUCGAUUGUUUAAAUUACAUUCUCUGGAAAUUCAUAACCAAUAGCAUUUGUUGAAGUGAUAUUUCAAAUCCAAAGUAAGCAGGUAUAAUUUAUUUUGCCUAUCCGUUGAUCCGCUACUGGCAUUAUUUACCAUCAACAAAAGAUGUCCGCUGAGCUGCAAUUUUUCACAUCGUUCGUCACGCUCUAAUAACACCCUUAAUGAUUUCUAUAAUUGUAAAGAAUGUACAACAUUCGAAAUAUGAUGUAAAAUGAAAUAGAUUCGUGGACAAAAUAGCA
Messenger RNA from Xenia sp. Carnegie-2017, 2353 nucleotides. Its product is annotated as homocysteine-responsive endoplasmic reticulum-resident ubiquitin-like domain member 2 protein. Gene Ontology annotation, molecular function: protein binding. The record is from RefSeq and is a predicted model, not a curated record. Bases 57 to 1454 code for a protein of 465 amino acids. NCBI's taxonomy places the organism in Eukaryota, Metazoa, Cnidaria, Anthozoa, Malacalcyonacea, Xeniidae. The transcript is spliced from 7 exons. Gene Ontology annotation, biological process: endoplasmic reticulum unfolded protein response.